GCCUUAUCAUUUAUGAAUCAGCUGAUCGUGGAUACUAGGUUUACCGAGACACCGACAAGACCAUUUGUGAUUCUUUCAAUCUCCUGCAUUAACAUUAAUUCAACGAUUUUUUCGAGAUACACUGAAUAGAAGAGAAACGUCAUGUCGUUGAACACGGCACACGCCAAUGAUGGAGUGCUUCUACACGCCGGAGAAUGCAUUCUGUUAUUCUGCGACAAUGUGACGAUGGAAUUUCAUGGGCAAGAGCAGCCAGAGUUCACUGGCACAAAGAGAGGCAGGAUAUAUUUGACAACUCAUCGAAUGAUCUUCAAUGCCAAGGACAGAAAGGAAAGAAUGCAAUCGUUCAGUUUUCCUUUCAUCACAUUGAGUGAAGUGGAGCUGGAACAGCCGAUGUUCGGAGCCAAUUACAUCAAGGGCAAAUGUCGGGCACAGCCAAAUGGCAACUGGGUUGGCGAAUGCAAAUUCAAGUUGCAUUUCAAGAGCGGAGGAGCUAUUGAGUUUGGACAGGCUAUGCUGAGGGCAGCUUCUAUGGCCUCACGCAAUGGACCUGGUUAUGAGGCUCCACCACCCUAUCAGCCUCCUACAUCAGACUGGUAUGCAGCACCACCUCCAGCCUACCAAGCAGCUCCCCAAGGCUACUACGGGUGGAUGCCACCCACCAACGUAUUUCCAGAAGUGCCUCCAGCUAAUUCGGUCUACAUGACGGACAUGCCUCCACCGUAUCCAGGAAUAAAUUCUCCAUACGUGAGCGGUGGAGUUCCCCAGGGACAGGGAGCAUGGGGUGGACAUCCCCCACAGCAGAACGGCAAUCCUGGCUGGGCCAAUCCCAAUUAUAAUCCUCAGGCUAAUCAAGCAGAUGCCAAAGCUGCAGAAGCUGCCCAAAGUGCAUACUACGAUCCCAACAGGCCACAGUGUGCAUACGUACCACCACCUGCUUAUUAUGAGAGUCCACCAAGUUUCCAGCAGGCAACGGAGAAGAAAGACCAGUGAAAAUGACAAAUCCUCCCAUAAUAAAACAAAAAGUAUUCUGAUUGAAAUCACACUAGCAAUUAUCGUUGAUCGUUGUUAACUAUCCUCCUUACGUUUUUUAGUACUUUGUACAUUUUUCAAACGAAGGCUGUUGAAGCUAUGAAUAAUCUCGAACUCCGGUUGACCAUGCAUUUAAUUAUUUCUAUCGUUUUUUUAUUCUUUCUUCUCUUUACUCAUGAAAUAAUUACGGCCAAAGAGAUGGAACGGGCAAGGGAUUCCACCGAUUUUCGAUACAUGAAAUUAUAACUAUUACAAUAUUAUUAUGGUUUUAUCACAUUAUUUUCGUGAAAAAUAUGUUGCAAAUUUGCAUAAAUAAACACACUAGCAUGGCA
Molecule: messenger RNA, 1361 nt
Organism: Diachasmimorpha longicaudata
Lineage: Eukaryota; Metazoa; Arthropoda; Insecta; Hymenoptera; Braconidae
Gene: Wbp2
Product: WW domain-binding protein 2
Exons: 6
Coding region: 142-990 (282 amino acids)
Biological process (GO): positive regulation of DNA-templated transcription
Cellular component (GO): nucleus
Molecular function (GO): chromatin DNA binding; transcription coactivator activity
Source: RefSeq, a predicted model, not a curated record